Solanum tuberosum (potato) is the source of this 888-nucleotide messenger RNA. RefSeq lists its product as uncharacterized. Lineage: Eukaryota; Viridiplantae; Streptophyta; Magnoliopsida; Solanales; Solanaceae. Gene Ontology annotation, molecular function: nucleic acid binding. The transcript is spliced from 3 exons. Gene Ontology annotation, biological process: DNA integration. The coding region runs from base 1 to 888 and encodes 295 amino acids. The record is from RefSeq and is a predicted model, not a curated record.
AUGCAAGAAGUGGUAAAGAAACAAAUUAGCAAGCGGCUGGAUGUUGGGGUGGUAUACCCCAUUUCUGACAGUCAAUGGGUUAGCCUACUGCAAUGUGUGCCCAAAAAGAGUGGAAUGAUAGUUGUAGCAAAUGCAAAGAAUGAGUUAAUCCCGGAAAGGCUAGUUACAAUGAUAGUUCACACAGACCAUGCAACACUAUUGUACUUGAGGGUGAAGAAAGAUGCAAAGCUGAGAUUGAUAAGAUGGGUACUAUUGUUGCAAGAGCUUGUCUAUGAAGUCAAAGACAGAAAGGGCUGUGAAAAUCAAGUGGCAGAUCACUUGUACAGACUGGAGGAAAAAGAGAAAGAGGAAGUUGAUUUAGACACUGAUGACUCAUUCCCAGAUGAGCAAGUAUUAGCCGUCACUCUUAAUCUCAUUCCUUGGUUUGAUAACUUUGCAAAUUACCUUGUCAGUGACUUGAUUCCUGAAGGGUUAACUUUUCAACAAAGGAAGAAGUUACUGCAUGAUGUGGAAUUAUUUGAUGUCUGGGAGAUUGACUUCAUGGGACCAUUUGUAAGCUCGUUUGGGCAAAAAUACAUAUUUGUGGCAGUUAAUUAUGUCUCCAAAUGGGUUGAGGCUGUUGCCUUGGCGAAGAAUGAUGGUAAGAGUGUUGCAAUGUUUCUGAAGAAGAACAUUUUCUCAAGAUUUGGCACACCUAAAGCUAUUAUCAGUGAUGGAGGAUCACAUUUCUGCCACAAAGUGUUCAGCACGCUUUUGGCCAAAUAUGGGGUGAAACAACACAAAGUGGCAACGCCUUAUCAUCCGCAAAUUGGUGGCCAAGUGGAAGUUUCAAACAGGGAAAUAAAGUCAUUUAUUGCAAAGACAAUGAAUGCCAACAGAACGGAUUAG